AGAUGAGCAGCCAGCCUCAAAUCGAACAGACGCCUAUUUUAAAUACGUAGUCACAUCUCGUUUUCAAUAAAUUAAUUAACGUGAACUUAGAAAAUUAUACUGAAUUAAAUAAAGUACAAUUUAUUACUACUUCGGCUUGGUCAUUCCUAAAUACAUCCUACUUUGCAACUGUUGACGGUGGCCCAUUACAAUUUUGGCGCUGUGGACAGGGUAAUCUCAAGGGAUACUUAGAAGAUUACGAGGACAAAUACAAAUUUCUCCAUCUUCCCAAGUCAACCAAAGGAGGAAAUCUAUCACUGGAUCACCGUUGGGAGCCUCAUCAUCUUCCAACAACUCUGAUACAUACCUUCACAAAGUAACUAUCCACAAUCAACAAGUCGAGAUAGAUGUACCUGCCGUGCCAGCCGCGUUGUUCGACUGAAAACGAACCUUUUAUUAGUUUUGCGUAAAACUAAAGAAAAUUUGAUAAGGAUUUGCUGAUUGGCUGCUAUUAGUUGUAAUUUUAAACACUAUAACAUCAUACAACUUAGUCGAAAAGGACUUGUAAACAAAAAUGUAUCAUAAAUAUUAAUACUCCACAUGGCCAUGACUUAUAAUCAUUGUAUUAUUAUUUUAUUAGAGUUAAUUUUCAUUUUAAAUUAUUGCUCUCUUGUUAAAUCCCAAUGUGGAACUGAUCUGGAGGUUGAUGGUCUUAGAAACUAUAUAAUUACAGUUGAAACUGGCUUGACUGCAUUAGCUGCCGCAUCUGCAGUUCCUGGUGCAGGUGUAAUACCUACAGUAUCCAGUAUUACUCUUGCUACAGAAGCUGGGGGGAUCACUUACUAUCGACUUGAUAAAAUGGAAAAUUCUUUGGAAGUUGGCUGGAAUCGUGGUAGAUAUGACACCUGUAUGAAAAUAAUUAAAGAAGCGAAAUUAUUUAAUUCAGUUUUACGUGGAUUUGGAUUGGGUGUCGGUGGGGUUACUAUGAUUCCCGUCAUUGGGGCGCUUUUUGUGCCUGUGAAAAUCGGUAUAGGUGUUACUGCCACUGCAACCAUUGCAUCUGAAUUGAGCAAAUGGAAGAAGGAGGGAUGUGUUCAAUCAACAAAACCUUGCGAUUAACUUCGUGAAAGUCCCAGUUUUAUUAAAAUUAAAUAUUAGGAGUAAAAUUAUGUUCACUCUUCUGUUCCGAAUAAUUUCUCUUGCAUUUAGAAAUUACAUUAUUAGUCAGUAAAAUAAUAUCUUGUGUGUGUUUUCUUAACGUCUUUCACACACUCGUAUAGUAUGACGUUAGGCCGUAUUUAUCAACCGACCUUAAUUUUUUAUUAAAAUCAAAUUAUAUUUCUAUACAUUUUUUUUAUUAAUAUCCUAUUAUUUCCAUACAUAAAAAAAAA
Molecule: messenger RNA, 1370 nt
Organism: Acyrthosiphon pisum (pea aphid)
Lineage: Eukaryota; Metazoa; Arthropoda; Insecta; Hemiptera; Aphididae
Exons: 2
Coding region: 580-1098 (172 amino acids)
Source: RefSeq, marked predicted